AUGCAUACACAAAGGAGCCUGGCCCGGAUUGGGAUGGCAGCCCAGGCCAUUGCCCGCCCACGACAGCAUCGGUAUCACCACGCGUAUGGCUCUCAGCAGAAGUUCAGGACUUACAGGCUCCUCUUCGCAAUGCUUUCACUCCUAAGAAACCGUCAGCCGGAUGCCCAUCCACCCAAAACUGAGAUGGAAACGCAGGGUUCGCCUCAGAUCAGCGAUGACAAGUUCGUCAUCCUUGUCGGCUUCGAACAGAAAGAGUUUCUGGUAGAUGUCGAAGUAUUGACUCAAGGAAACGACUACUUCGAAAUAAUGUUCAUCAGAACGUUGACUGAGCAAGGUCGAAGAGUGCUGCGUAUGCCUUCCCUGGACACCGAGGUGUUUCAGGCAUACCUGCAAUACGCAUACGGCAGAAGGGUCAUCGUGAUGGACUCAGAAGACGCACGCCAGUCCCGCAGCAAGGCUGAAGAGCAGGUAAAGAUUGCAAACCUGUGGGAUUUCGCAAACAGCAUCACGGAUGUCGCCUUGCAGAACGCAACGACAGACGCAUUUGUUGAUACCCUACAGGCCGCGUCUGUGCCGAUAAGUGUUGCGACCAUACACCAUCUGUGGGAAAUCACGCACAGGCCAAAUCCCUUGUGCCACAUUGUUAUAAACUGGUUCCUCGCCAAGUCGGAUGCAGGGCCAUACCUGGAGAAGUGGCAGCAUAGGCUUCCCUCGGAUUUCUUCGUUGACCUUGCACUGUACUACGCUGAUGCUCCAAUGCCCGAUCGGCCGCUCGAACCGUACGAAUACGACCGAUGUAGAUUUCACCUCCAUACUGAUGCUGUGCCGCCGUGUGCAUCUGUCCCGCAACGAUUACAACUCACGCAGGAGAAUCUAGGCGAGGAGCUCGAGGAUAAAAGACGAUCGUCCUCAGACAGCGUCACUUUCGGCCGCGGCACUCGGUCUGAGAUCGAAGCUGCGAGGCUAUUUGGAUAA
This is a messenger RNA of Fulvia fulva, 975 nucleotides long. RefSeq lists its product as uncharacterized. Bases 1 to 975 code for a protein of 324 amino acids. Lineage: Eukaryota; Fungi; Ascomycota; Dothideomycetes; Mycosphaerellales; Mycosphaerellaceae. The record is from RefSeq and is a predicted model, not a curated record. Gene Ontology annotation, molecular function: protein binding. The transcript has 3 exons.